Molecule: messenger RNA, 1855 nt
Organism: Sorghum bicolor (sorghum)
Lineage: Eukaryota; Viridiplantae; Streptophyta; Magnoliopsida; Poales; Poaceae
Product: F-box protein At1g30790
Exons: 4
Coding region: 369-1625 (418 amino acids)
Molecular function (GO): protein binding
Source: RefSeq, a predicted model, not a curated record
UUCCCCCACCCUCCCCUUCCUCUUCUCCGUUCCCCUCUCCCGAGCUCAGCUCCACGACGACUGAGACAACGACGCUCUACUUCAGCGAAGACGGUGAGCCCUGCUCGAUCGAACCCCAUAGAUCUACAGUCCCCACAGGCGCUCCGAACAUAAGGCAGGUGGGUGAUGCAAUAGGCACUCGAUCCGGAUGUUUGACCACAGACCCUGAUGGCUGCUCCCCUUGGAUUGAAUCUGGCAAUGCGUUUAGAGUAGUUUUUAAGGUUGCUGUACACCACACACCAGCAGUGCUCUUGUGUUGAUGAUCUGUUGAUCCCCAUUGUCUCCUGUGGCUGCCUCAACUCACCUCCAGGUACUGCUUCCGUAGUACCAUGGAUGGCCCCAAGAGGACCAAGGCCGCUGCAGCUGAUGGCUUCCCUGAUGACCCCGUCGUGAAGAUCCUCUCCUGCCUCCCCGCUAAGCCACUUUUCCGGUUCAAGUGCGUCUCCAAAGGCUGGUGCGACCUCAUCGUCGAUCGCCUUGGCCGCCGAAAGUUCCCCCAAACCCUAGAGGGUUUCUUCAUCGACAGCAGCGUUGGCGGUGGCGUGAAUGAUUUGCGAUUCAUCAACCUAUCAGGGAAAUCUGUGCCUCUCGUCGAUGCCUCAUUCUCCUUCCUCACAAAGCUGCCUGAGAUUAAGCAAAUCAAACUCUUGAGCGCCCACAAUGGACUCCUCCUCUUUGAGAACUUCAUUGAUUGUGACAGAUACAAGUACAUCAUUUGCAACCCUGCCACUGAACAAUGGAUGUGCGUGCCCAGCCCUGGCAUUAGUUCACAUCCGCCCAGAACAUGUGAUUGUGAACAACAUUUUGCAAAUGAAGUCAACAGCCUUCUGAUUUUCAACCCGGAUGUCUCCUCGCACUUUCACCUGCUCCAAUUCUGGCACAGUAAUGACGAAACUAGGUUAGUCAACACUGUGCUUGCCUUCUCAUCUGAAACUGGGGUUUGGAGAAAUAGUACUACAGAAUGGAUAAAAUGGAGAGAAUGGAUGGAACUUGACGAAGUGCGAUCUAAGUUGGGCUAUGCUGAUGUUAAUGGCAUGCUGCAUGUUCCAGUCUACCCGCAGCCCAUACUAACACCGUCACAGAGACAGGAUAUUAAGAUAGUUGUGGCGGACAUGCAAGGGAAGAAACUUAUGGCGAUCCACUGGCCAGGCUUGAAUGAAUUUACUGAUGCUACUUUUAUUGGUCAAUCCCAAGGACACCUGCAUUGCAUCACUGCACAUAAAAAACAAGACCAUCCCAUCCACAUCACUGGACUAUCCAUUUGGGUUCUUGAGGACUAUGAUGCAGGGCAUUGGGUCCUGAAGAAAAGCGUGAGUUGUUCACAGCUGUUUGGAGAAAUGAGUUGUGGAGUCAAUGACUUAGAUGUGAUCACCAUUCACCCAGAUCGCAAUUUGGUUUUCUUCGUUCACCGCUGCAGCUGGAAACUGAUGUCAUAUGACAUGGAUACUGAGGAAGUGUGUGAUCUCUACACUCUAGGACAUGGUUGUGGGCUGAUUAUCCCUUAUGUUCCCUAUUUCGCGGAUGUGCCUGUGCUCAGCGGCAGAGCUUCAACUGAUUUUCUGGAGGGGCAACCAACAAUAGUGUAAAGAGACUAGCAAUGUUUUAUUCAAAUUAAUCACUGUUGGUUACUUUUAUCAUACUCCUUGGGAUGUUCAACUGGAAUUAGGCGGUGCAUUUUGCUGGUGCUUGGAUGUAUUCCUUUUUGUGUUUUUGGUCGAAUAAAUACUGCCAGGAAGCAAUUGAGACUUGGGGCAAGUUAUCGUGUAUGCAGUUGGCUUAUUGCACUGCUUCGGAUGUUUUGUAUUCAAAUUAUCAG